AUGAGCGCUUCUGCCCUCGGUGCUGCGCUCUUCCGUCAACACACCGCCAUGAUGCAGUCUCAGCAGCAGCAGCAACAGCCUGCUGCCCCUACCGCCGACAACACUCGCGCGCAAGCAACCCCGGCCGCUGCGACCACUACUGCCACCACCACCACCACCGCCAACUGCUACGGCUACCACAACACCUUCCACACCCACGCCCAGCCCGCCGACCUAAAUGCCAAACCCCCCGCCUACGCUCCGCGCCAGCCUGCGGAGAAGCCCGCCCGCGACGCUCUGCCAAGCUACUCGUGCUCCGUGCUGUUCGAAGGGCCGCUGGGUAUCAAGACCGAAUAUAUCAACUUCUUCGACAAGCCGUGCCCGAAGGAGCGCCAAUGGCAAGACGUCUAUGUCGUUCUGCGCGGCACCCAACUUAGCAUCUACCGUCUCAAGACCGGCCUAUUCUCCUCCAAGACAAAGAAGGCCGUGCCUGGCAGGCUAAUCCGCACCUAUUCGCUCCAACACGCCGAGCUAGGACUCGCCCUGGAUUUCAAGAAGACCGAUCUCAUUCCCAAGUCGCCAUUGGCAAAGCUGGUCCCGCUAAAUUCGCGCCAGGCCGUGUACCAGACCGACCCGCACCUCUUCUGGCCAAUUCGCGAGCACGUGAUGCGGCUGCGCCUGGAGGCCGAUCAGCUGCUGCUGUGUGCUGCCGAGCAGGAGGGAAUGCUGAACUGGGUCGAGCAGCUGUGCGCUGCCGUUGACAUCAGCUCGCCCCUGGAGGACCGGAGCGAACCCCGUUACCGCAGCCUCCCAAGGCGAGGACGCCGGCAGAGGCAGCUGGACGGCCGCCAGACCCGCCAGGAUGCCAUCGAUCUGAACGCCAGGAGACUGCUCGCCGAGCAGGAGCGCAUCAUCAGGACCAUGUACCCGAACCUUGCCCGAGACGCCGAGGAAGAGCAGCCAGAACAGCCGGAGCAGCCCCUCGGCGAAGCCGACGGCGACGCUGAGGAUUUUGCCAUGGACCUGCUCUUCCCCAACAGGCCUUCUUCGCCGCGCCCUGGCAACAUUUCCAACAGCAGCACCCAAAAUAUGGAUGACGCAACUGACCGCACCACAAGUCGCCGAGCUUCGGUGGAUUCUCAGCUUGCCCCCACUUCGGCCAAGUAUCCCUUGACCGAAAACCCGCAACCUUCGGCAUCCUCCACUCUCCGCUACCGCCGGCGCUGCGCUCCGGUGCUACUGGCAAACUCGCCCCGUGCGAGCGAUGUUCUGUUCUGCGACGGCAUGCGCGUUCGCGUCAACGUGAAGAAGCAGAUUGUCAUGGAGUUUCACGAAUCGCCUCCUCAUUACAGCGCCCACCGCUUCACCGCAGCCGACCGCGAGGCCGCUCUUCGCACCAACGCCCGCCCAGAUGUCCGGCGCGAGGCCUCCAACGACAGCGUUGCAAUGUCUUUCCACAGGGACGCCGACGCUGACCUUACCCCGGUCGCUAGCCGCAGCACUCAGCAGCGAUCAGAACUUGACGACAUUGAGUCGCACCAAGCUGACCAACAAGUGCACGAGAGCACGCCCCCUAGCCCCGCUCCGGUGCAGCUCACCAAGGUCGAAACCGAAGGCGAGCGCAGCGAGCGUCGCUUGUUGGACAGGGUCAAGGGCCCCCUCACGGGUGUUGCCGAGGCAUUCGGCGGCCUCGUCGUCUAA
Molecule: messenger RNA, 1680 nt
Organism: Lasiodiplodia theobromae
Lineage: Eukaryota; Fungi; Ascomycota; Dothideomycetes; Botryosphaeriales; Botryosphaeriaceae
Product: Ph domain-containing protein
Exons: 1
Coding region: 1-1680 (559 amino acids)
Source: RefSeq, a predicted model, not a curated record